UCGUUGCAAACACUCCCAUACGCUAUUGUGUAAACACGCCAUUUUGGAAACGCCGAUAGAAAAGUUUUGAUUAAACUUUCAUAUUCGUUAAGUGGUGUAAAAAGUGUUAUAUUUAAGUUAAAAACUUCGUCAUUUAUCAUUGUUAUACAAAAAUUCAGCAAAAAAAUGAGUCCAUUAAACAGAGGACCUCUUUUGGGCCCCCGAAUGCCGCCGGUUGGUAUUCGGCCACCGCCUCCACGUUUUGGUAGACUUCCAAUGCCAUCCAUUCCUCCAAGAAUGGCACCACCACCCCCCAUGGGUGGUGUAUUUGGCCCUAUGCGUCAACGAAUGCCAUUACCACGUCCGGGAAGUGCAAUAAGACCAGGACCAGGUGGUCCACCUCCAUUAUUUGGACCAAGGAACCGUGGCCCUCCACCUCUGAUGAUGCCCAUGAUGGGAAUGAGAGGAGUAGGACCUAGAGGACCACCUAUGAGACCUGGACCACGAGGAAUUUUACCACCACCAGGUAUACCACACAUGAGGCCUCGAUUCCCUCCAGGAAAUGGAACUCUUAAGGCCAAAGUUAUGAAUAAUGCCAAGAAAGCAAGUAAACUUGAGGAACUCGAAUUGAAGAAGCCAUGGAUGACAGAUGAAAUACGUAGUGAAAUUCAGAAAAAAAAUAAAUUAUAUGCGAAAGCUAAAAAAAAUAAAGACGCGAUAGAAUGGGAAGAAUUCAAAGAUCUGAGGAAUAAAGUCACAAGAAUGAUCAGAGACGCAAAGAAUGAGUAUCUUUCUAAAAAUCCCGACCAGGCAGCCUUGUACCAAGAUGAUCCAGAGUAUUGUGAUGGAAGAGAUGAAAACGAUGAAAGUUGCGAAGAAGAAGAAAAUAUUUUCUACUGCGAAAUGUGUGAUCGUGAAUAUCACACUGAACAAUUGUUUGAUGCACAUAAACAAACUCAUCGUGAGUGUGGUAUAGAUGGAUGUACUUUUUCAGCGCAUCCGAAAUUAGUUGAAAAACAUAUUCAAAUGCAACAUCAAUCUGGUCUUUAUCAUAGAUUAAAAAAUUUAUCACAACCAGAAGACAUUGAAAAGUGGAGAAAUGAAAGAAAACGAAAAUAUCCCACACGUGCUAAUAUUGAGUCAAAAAAUUCUGAAGCGAUAGAAAAAAAAGAACGAGGUGAAGUAAUCAAUGAUACUAAAAAACCUAAAUUAGCGAAAAAAUCUGUAAAAAAUAGACGCCGAAAAGCCAAAAAAUUUAAGAAACUCUCUGAAACAGAAAUAAAAGAAGUAGAACCGGUUGUAGAAAUGUAUAGAGGAAUAGCACCAUUUAGAGGAACCAAAUACUUGAAAGACGAUUAUCCUGACAUAAACAAUGAAUCAAAUAAACAAGAUAUUAUUGAUGAAUAUAAAAUAACAGACGAUGAAGAAGAGGAAGAAGAAGAAGAAGAAGAAGAAAUUUCCCUACCUAAAAUUGAAAAUUCUAAACCAAUUACCAUAAGUUGUAGCUUAGUUGCUGACUAUGCAAGUGACUCGGACAAUGAACCUCCUGACGAAAUUCCUAUAACAAAAACACAAGUCCAUAAAAUAGAAGAUUUAGAACAACAGACAGAAAUGGAUCAUUCAACAGUUGCAACAAUGGAUAAUAUCGAAAUUGUAGAAACAAAAACUGAUCAAAUUGCAACAGUAUUAAAAGAAAAUCGUUUAAAACGUAAGCGAAAAUUAGAAAAUGAAAACAACACUAGAAAAGACAGUAUAGAAGAAAUGAAGAAAAGGGAAUCAAAAAAACGCAAAAGACCUAUGUUAUUACAGCAACUACUUUCUAGGUCUAUUACUCAUGAAAGAAAUUUCAUUUGUCAAUGUAUUAAAUAUAUUGUAGAUAAUAAUUUUUUUGAAAAUAAAACGUCAUGAAUAUUUUUUUUAUAAUAAAAUUUA
This is a messenger RNA of Chelonus insularis, 1911 nucleotides long. RefSeq names its product nuclear fragile X mental retardation-interacting protein 1-like. Gene Ontology annotation, biological process: box C/D snoRNP assembly. The coding region runs from base 166 to 1887 and encodes 573 amino acids. Gene Ontology annotation, cellular component: nucleus. The transcript has 7 exons. The record is from RefSeq and is a predicted model, not a curated record. NCBI's taxonomy places the organism in Eukaryota, Metazoa, Arthropoda, Insecta, Hymenoptera, Braconidae.